UUGCUGAAUGGUUUUUUCAAAUUUUUUUUAGCAUGGAUUGUAUCAUACGAACAUCACCAUUUUUAUUAAAUACUAUUAUAUAUGGAGCAAAGGGAUUUACCAGACAUAAAACCCAUGUUAUUCCUUUUGCAAAUUCCUUGAAAUUUUUCUCAACAGCUCAUGCUGAACCUUUUUUAAAUGGGACUUCCAGUACUUACGUUGAAGAAAUGUACUUUGCCUGGAAAAAUAACCCCCAGAGUGUUCAUAAAUCUUGGGACGCUUACUUCACCAACAAAGUUAACGGUUUAAGAUCAUCCGACGCUUAUUCAACGCCUCCGACUCUUUCGGCCUAUAACAUAGACAUUAAACCUGCACAGAGACCAUUGAUCCUUGAAAACGGAGAUCUAAGAACAGCUCCGCUGCUGAAGGAUAAAGAAAUUUUGAGUAUUGUAGACGAACAUUUAAACGUCCAAGAUAUCAUAAGAUCUUAUCAAAUUAGAGGACACUUUAUUUCCAAAUUAGAUCCGUUAGAGAUAAAUUCUACCUCUUAUCACAAAUUGAAUCCCGCACAAAUUAUAUUUCGUAAUUACAAUAUAGAAACGAUGGAUAUGAACAAAGUCUACGUUUUACCACUAUCGACGUGUAUUGGAGGCGAAAAAAGAUCCUUACCUCUUAAAGAUAUCAUAAGUCGAUUAGAGGAGGUAUACUGUCAGCACAUCGGCCUAGAGUUCAUGUUCAUAAAUAAUAUAGAACAAUGCGAUUGGAUACGCAGUAAAUUUGAAACACCUGGGGUCACGAAGAUAGGUGAUGAUGAGAAAAAGCUCAUACUUAAGCGAUUGACUCGAUCCACGGGUUUUGAAGAAUUUUUGGAGAAGAAAUACCCGUCCGAAAAAAGGUUCGGGCUCGAAGGCUGUGAAGUGCUUAUCCCGGGUCUGAAACAAAUCAUAGACACUUCAAGUUCAUUGGGAAUCGAAAAUUUCGUUAUGGGAAUGCCACAUAGAGGAAGACUGAACAUAUUAGCUAACGUCUGCAGACAACCUUUAGAAGCUAUAUUUUCUCAAUUUCAAACUCUUGAAUCUGUCGAUGAGGGUUCAGGAGAUGUCAAAUACCAUUUAGGUAUGUCACACGAACGCAUAAAUCGAAUCAAUGGCAAAAAAAUCCGCAUGUCUGUCGUCGCCAAUCCAUCCCACCUGGAAGCCGUUGACGCAGUAGUGCAAGGUAAAACAUAUUCCGAGCAAUUCUACAGAGGCGAUACUCAUGGUAAAAAGGUGAUGAGCAUUCUGAUCCAUGGAGAUGCCGCCUUCGCAGGUCAGGGAGUCGUUUACGAAACUUUCCAUCUUAGCGAAUUGCCCAAUUACACCACGAAAGGCACAAUUCACAUAGUCGUCAAUAAUCAGAUCGGGUUCACGACGGAUCCGCGUGUAGCCCGCUCAUCCCCAUACUGCACGGACGUAGCUCGCGUGGUUAAUGCGCCUGUGUUUCACGUGAAUGCCGACGAUGCCGAGGCCGUGGCCUACGUAUGCAAAGUCGCAGCCGAAUGGAGGUACACAUUUGGGAAGGAUGUCGUUGUCGAUUUGAUAUGUUACAGGCUUCAUGGCCAUAAUGAAGUUGACGAGCCCAGUUUUACUCAACCGUUGAUGUACCAAAAGAUAAGGAAACAUCCAAGGCAGUUGCAAAUAUACGCUCAAAAACUCAUAAAACAGGGAAUAGUCAGUAACACCGAAAUCGAGACGGAAAAAGAAGAAUACAAGAAGAUAUGCGAAGGUUCGCACAACACUGUCAAGCAAAUAACUAAAAUGAUGCACACUCAAUGGCUGGAUUCUCCUUGGGAUGGCUUCUUCAAAGGUAAAGAUCCGCUAAAAACCCGCUCUACCGGUGUUCCCGAAACUGUAUUAAAUCACAUUGGCCAAAAGUUUUCUGAAUUUCCACCAGCUCCUUUUAGUUUGCAUAGCGGGCUUAAACGUGUUUUGAAGCAAAGAGCUGAGAUGAUGUCAGAAAGAAAAGCAGAUUGGGCUCUGGCGGAGGCCUUUGCUUAUGGUUCACUUUUAAAGGACGGAGUUCAGGUCAGACUUAGUGGGCAAGAUGUCGAGAGGGGAACCUUCAGCCAUCGACAUCACAUCUUACACGACCAAUUGCGGGAUAAAGUAACCGUAGUUCCUUUGCAAAAUUUAUGGCCUAACCAACCUCCGUACACAGUUUGCAAUAGUUCAUUAUCGGAGUACGCUGUUUUAGGGUUCGAAUUAGGCUACUCUCUCACCAACCCUGACUCUCUUAUAAUGUGGGAAGCCCAAUUCGGGGACUUCAACAAUACCGCCCAAUGUAUAAUAGACCAGUUCAUUUGCAGUGGGCAAGCUAAAUGGGUCAGACAAAGUGGCAUAGUGCUUUUGUUGCCACAUGGAUAUGAAGGAUUGGGACCAGAACACAGCAGCGCUAGGAUUGAACGGUUUUUACAGGGUUGUAACGACGACCAGGAUUAUUAUCCCCCUAAAGAUCCCAACUUCGAUUUGCAACAAUUGCACGAUAUCAAUUGGAUCAUUGCCAAUUGCACCCUCCCCGCCAAUCUUUUCCAUAUAUUGAGGCGGCAAUUAGCUUUACCCUUUCGAAAACCGCUAAUUAUAUUUACGCCUAAGAGUCUACUAAGACAUCCGAGGGCUAAGUCGAGCUUUGAUGAUAUGCUUGAAGGAACGGCAUUUAAACGUAUAAUACCCGAUAUUGGUGCGGGGCAGAGUAGUCCAGAAUCGGUUAAAAGACACAUUCUUUGUACUGGUAAAGUUUAUUUCGAUUUGGAAAAGGAAAGAGAGGACAAGAAUAAAGAGAAAGAUAUUGUUAUAACGCGAAUCGAACAACUCUCUCCAUUUCCCUUCGAUCUUAUUGAGGAUGAAAUUCUCAAAUAUCCAAACGCCGAACUAGUCUGGGUUCAAGAAGAACCGAAAAAUAUGGGGGCUUGGCAGUACAUAUGUCCUAGAAUCAAAACUGCUCUCAGGAAACAAAAAUCUAUAAAGUAUAUAGGUAGACAAGUUGCAUCUUCACCAGCUACGGGUAACAAAUUCCAACAUCAAAGCGAAUUUGAUCAAUUAAUGAAAGAUAGUCUGGAUAUCAAACAAUAAACUAAAUUUUUAAAUCUAAUCUUUUAUUUGUUCGCCUCUCUCUAACCAUACUUUAAUUUUUUUAAUGCAAUUAAAUAUAUAAAUUACCCACAAAAUAUUUGUAUAAUGAUAUAGUUAUUUUAUUCUUCGACAAACUAAUUUUUUAGUCAUAACACGCGCACAUAUAACUAUUAUAUUUAAUUUUUUUUAAAUGGAAUGUUUUUUUUACCCCGAGUCAUUAUUUCAAAGCUAUUAUACAUACGGGCCAAUGAUUAUAUUUAUAAUGUAUAAAAAAAAACAUUUUUAUAAACAAAAGCUCUAUUUAAAUACAUAUAUUAGAAUUUUUGUAAUUUAAAUGAAUUUGAUUAAAUUAAUAAUU
Molecule: messenger RNA, 3444 nt
Organism: Gordionus sp. m RMFG-2023
Lineage: Eukaryota; Metazoa; Nematomorpha; Gordioida; Chordodea; Parachordodidae
Product: 2-oxoglutarate dehydrogenase complex component E1-like
Exons: 23
Coding region: 33-3086 (1017 amino acids)
Biological process (GO): tricarboxylic acid cycle
Cellular component (GO): oxoglutarate dehydrogenase complex; mitochondrion
Molecular function (GO): thiamine pyrophosphate binding; oxoglutarate dehydrogenase (succinyl-transferring) activity
Source: RefSeq, a predicted model, not a curated record